AUGAAGUCUUCCACUUUUGCUCUCACUGCGCUCACGGCCUCACUCUCUUUAUUCACCAGCACACACGCUGCCCCCUUCAGCAACGGAACCGCCAGCAACAGCACUGUAGGCGGAAGCUGCUCCGCCGUGCAGAAGACCGAUGAAUCGUCCUACUACUCCGUUGUUGGAGUGCAAGGAACAGGAGUAUACCCCCGACAGGAGCUUCGCGAGCUUGAACAGGAUGCGGAAACGUGGAACCUUUUCUUGCAAGCCUUUGCGCGAUUUCAAGCAAUGGAUCAAAGUGACAAAGUGUCGUACUUCCAGGUCGCAGCCAUACACGGAGCUCCAUUUGGGGAGUGGGACGGAGUAGCGGGCGACGGUUUGAUGGGCUACUGCCCUCACACGAGCAACGUUUUCCUGACUUGGCACCGCCCAUAUCUUGCGCUCUUCGAACAGGUUCUUCAAAGGAAGGCUGUGGAGAUCGCCAACGAGUACUCAGCGGGCGAUGCUCAAAGGAAUGCUCUCUCGGUUGCAAACCGCGUUCGUCUGCCAUACUGGGACUGGGCCCUCAACCCAGAUAAUAGCACCGAAGGUGUGAUGCCUACGUCUCUUCGAAGCCAAUCAGCCACCAUCACCUUCCCGAAUGGCACCUCGGGAGAAAUCCCGAAUCCGCUCUACGCAUACAGUUUCCAUCCCUUGAAGUACGACGAUUUCUCUGCGCUUGUGAGUCGGCUCUACUUCGAAUGGGCCGAGUAUGAGUUUAAGGACUGGAAUACGACGAUCCGCCUCCCUGAGAAUGGCACUUCACCCACUGCUACAAGCCGCAACGAUGUUGCGAAUGAGCGUGCCACCACGGCUCAGCCUGACAACCGUGAUUCGCUCUAUAAGCUCUUGACUACGUAUCAAACGUUCAACCAGUGGAGUAGCGCGGCAAGCGGUAGUGAUAUUGGUAGCGUGGAGGUACUGCAUAACAGUUUUCACAAUAUGUUUGGUAUGGGCAAUAUGGGGAUUGUGGAGGCAUCAGCUUAUGACCCCGUGUUCUGGUUCCAUCAUUGGUAUGUGCCGUUAUGUCCUGCGAUCAUCAAACUCCCGUGGAGAAAGGCCUCACUGACCGACUUCAGCCAAAUGGACCGUCUCAUGGCCAUCUACCAAUACCGGUAUCCGGAUACCUGGGUGGAGGCAGCAUCUCAGUACAAAGGAACGUACUACUAUGACGUCAACAGCAUUCAGGAUGCUAAUUCUCCGCUCGAACCGUUCCACAUGAAUGCCAAUGGUGACAUGUGGACGUCCAACCUCAUUCGCAACUGGACAUCCUUCGGCUACACGUACCCUGAACUGGCUGACAACCCUUCCAACACUUCCCUCACCGGCACCAUUAACAAGCUAUACAAGCCACAAACCCUGGGUCUUGACAGCAGCAACUCCAGCAACUCUACUGAAGGUUCAUCGGGUCCCGCUAGCAACAGCAGCGCGAAAGCGACGGAGUGGAAUGCCCAGGUCAAGAUGCCUGCCGAUAUCCAAGUAUCAUACUCCGUACGCUGCUUUUUGGGCGAGCCGAGUUCUGAUCCGACACAAUGGGCUACCGAUCCGAACUACCUCGGCCAGGUGGCAUCGACAUCCUCUCCACGCAUGAGCUCUGACGUAACGUUUACUUCUACUGUAUCCCUAACCGACAAAUUGUACAAGAAAUUUCAGACUGGCGAGCUGACAAGCUUGACCGAUGAAGCCGUCUCAGCCUUCCUCGAGAAGAACUUCCACUGGCGUAUCCAAGCACUUGACUACACCGAGAUCCCGCGGUCUUCGCCGCCUCAAGGCUUGAACGUUACCGUAUUCAAUAUUCCCAUUUCAUUGCCCAAAAACGACACAGACGUACCGAAGUGGACUGGCUCCAAGGACUUCAGGCCUGAGAUUCAUGGAAACCCGCCGAAGAGCGCGACUGGUGCCCCGCUUGCUGGCAACUCUGAUGGCUGGAACGCCACCAGUGGUACUUGGCACUGGAGCGACGCCGAUGAGGCAGCUGUUUCCAGCGCUGUGAGCCAAGAAUCACAGACCGCGACAUCUGCUGCUCCAGCGAGCAGCGUCACGGCCGGUCCCGGUGAGACCGUCGAGGUAACGACUCUGCCUAACGGCCAGGUGGUGACGAACGUCGUCACGGUCGUUGUCACGGUCACGGAGGGCGCUGAGCCAGUUGAAACGAGCUCUGCCAGCUUGACCAAGGCGGACAGCGCGACGCCUGUCACAACUCCGGUCGGUAGCGUGACACCUGGGCCCGGCGAGGCCGUCCAGGUUACUACCCUACCUAAUGGUGAGGUAGUGACGAAGGUCGUCACGGUUGUUGAGGAGGUCACAGUCUUCUUGCCGGCGCCGACUGCUUGA
Molecule: messenger RNA, 2355 nt
Organism: Didymosphaeria variabile
Lineage: Eukaryota; Fungi; Ascomycota; Dothideomycetes; Pleosporales; Didymosphaeriaceae
Exons: 3
Coding region: 1-2355 (784 amino acids)
Molecular function (GO): oxidoreductase activity
Source: RefSeq, a predicted model, not a curated record